Polistes canadensis is the source of this 2182-nucleotide messenger RNA. It is a transcript of the gene RpA-70, whose product is annotated as replication protein A 70 kDa DNA-binding subunit. The transcript has 14 exons. NCBI's taxonomy places the organism in Eukaryota, Metazoa, Arthropoda, Insecta, Hymenoptera, Vespidae. The coding region runs from base 228 to 2006 and encodes 592 amino acids. Gene Ontology annotation, cellular component: nucleus; DNA replication factor A complex. Gene Ontology annotation, biological process: double-strand break repair via homologous recombination; telomere maintenance via telomerase; DNA replication. Gene Ontology annotation, molecular function: damaged DNA binding; single-stranded telomeric DNA binding. The record is from RefSeq and is a predicted model, not a curated record.
AAAUAUUACCGGCUGCACCUAGUAACACAAUCUGAUAUAAUACAACGUAAUUUGCUGAGCGAAAUGUAUGCCUUAUAUUGAAAUUUCUAAUAAAUUAUUUACUGGUAUAAUUGUGUAUUGCACAAUAUAAUAACUUUAAAGAUUUGUAACGUAGUACUUUGGUGAAACUAAGGAUUAUUUUGUGAUUUGAUUUUCUAUACAUUCUAAUAUAUAUCUAGAAAAUAAACAUGAUUCCUUUAACGGAAGGAGCUUUAGAUAAAAUCAUGGCAGGCGACGAUAUUGACAACCCAAUUAUUCAAAUACUAGGUCAUAAAAAGUUAAUUGGUCAAAACACUGGAGAACGUUACAGAUUAUUAGUUUCUGAUGGCAAGAGAGUUAAUUCUUUUACUAUGUUAGCCACACAAUUAAAUUCGAAGAUAACGGAGUUGACUGAUUUUUCUAUAUGCCAGGUUAAUAGAUAUGCUGUAAGUGUGGUCAAUAAUAGCGGAAAACAAAAACGUGUGAUGGUGAUAUUGAGCAUCGAUGUAAAAGUUCCUGGCGAACAAGUUGGUUCUAAAAUAGGAAAUCCCGUAAAUAUUGAUAACAAUGCUAAUGGAGAUGCAGAAUCUAUGAAAUCACAAACUGUAAAAAAGCCUAUACCAACACCCUCCAGUUUUUCAAAAAGUAGUUCUUCUGAUCAUGCAUCUGAAAUAACUACAACUCCUAUUGUUGCAUUAAGCCCAUAUCAAAAUAAGUGGAUUAUCAAAGCAAGAGUUACUAGCAAAUCUAAUAUCAUAACGUGGUCCAAUUCUCGAGGCGAAGGAAAAUUAUUUUCUUGUGAUUUGAUCGACGAGAGCGGUGAAAUAAGAUGUACAGCAUUCAAAGAUCAAUGCGAUAAAUUUUAUGAUAUGAUAAAUGCUGGACAAAUUUAUUACAUCUCGCGAUGUAAUCUAAAAGCAGCGAAUAAACAAUACAGCACUUUGAAGAAUGAUUAUGAGAUGUGUAUGACUUCAGAAACUGAAGUAAUUCCAUGUUACGAUGAAGCUAAUAGUAUUCCAAGGAUUCAAUUUGAUUUUAUACCAAUAAACAAUAUAGAAAUUAAAGAAAAAAAUGAUAUCAUAGAUGUUUUGGGAAUUGUGAAAUCUUGCGAAGAAAUACAAAUGCUGAAAGCACGAAACACGGGUAGAGAACUUAAAAAAAGAGAUAUUACUUUAAUCGAUGAAAGUAAUACUAUGAUAUGUUUGAGUUUAUGGGGCUCAGAAGCUGAAAAAUUUAAUGGAAAUAAUCAUCCUGUUAUCGCUAUUAAAGGGGCACGUAUUGGUGAAUUUAAUGGUGGAAAAAAUCUUUCUACCUUAAUGUCUUCCGUUCUUCAAAUAGAUCCUGAUAUACCAGAAGCUCACAAAUUACGUGGAUGGUAUAAUACCAUAGGAAUGUCUGAUCAGGUUAAAAAUUUAUCUACGAGUAAUAAAAGUGGUAUUAUGAAUGGAGAAUGGUUAAGUUUACAGGAUGCGAUAGAUUUGUUAAAUGAUAAAAAAUGUAGUUCAGUUAUCUACAUUGGCAAACUUAUAGUUUCUUCCAUUAGAUCCGAAAACGUUAUUUAUAAAUCAUGUCCAGUUGAAGGUUGUAAAAAGAAAAUGAUAGAUCAAGCUAAUGGAAUGUACAGAUGUGAAAAAUGUAACAAAGAAUAUCCAAGCUUCAAGUAUAAGGUUCUGGCAAGUAUUAAUUUUUGUGAUUGGAUGACUUGUCAGUGGGCAGUGGCUUUCAGCGAAGAAGCUGAAAAAGUUUUAAAUAUAACAUCCCAAGAAUUAGGUGAAUUAGAGGAAAACGAUCACGAGCAAUACUUGGAAAAAUUUUCUGAUGUCUCAUUCAAAUAUUUCCUUGUGAAAAUGCGUAUGAAAUUAGAAUCGUUCAACGACGAAACAAGAGUACGUGCAAACUGUAUAUCCAUAUCACCGAUGGAUUUUAAAACACACAGCGAUGUCUUAUUAACAAAACUAAAAGAUAUUAUAGGAUUCGAAAAACUUUAAAUUUUCAUAUACAUUUACUUAUUGUAAUCUAUAUAUUAUACUGUUUAUUCAUAACGAUCUUUAUUUAAGUUUGGCAUUGAAGAUAUUUACAUUUUGCAUAUCUACUUUCCUUAUUUUUUGAUUGCUCAUUGUGUAAGACAUUAUUAAAUAAAUCCACAUUUGUAUUAGAAAAAAAA